CCAAUAUAUUUAAGCUCAUGUAGUUUAAGUACUCUCCUACACUUAACUUUACAACCAACAAAGCAAAACUAGGAAGAAAAAUGAAGGUGUUUAGUUGGGUUCAUCGGCGAUUUCUAAAUAUUAAUUCAUGCACUACUUUUUCACCGGAGAGUGGAGCAGAAAAAGAAACAAUGGAAAUGAUAGAUCAAUGGAAAGAUGGGAUCUUAUCCAUUGGUACACUUGCUAUUGAUCCAUUGGCCAUUGACACAAUUGGGAUGAUUGAGGGACUUGAUGAAGGUUAUGAUCAAGAAAUCACUAAUGAUCAUCAUGAUCAUAUUAUUAUGGAUGAUGAUCAUGAUGUUGAUGAUCAUGAUGAAUCAAAGCCAUUGAUGAAUGUUAAAUUUUUCAGCCAUGAAUUGGAGAAAAUUAUGGGUGCAAACCAUGAGAUCACAGAGGAAGAAGUGGUUAUUACUAAGAAUGAUGAAGAACAAAGUAAGAGGAGAGUAACCCUAGCUGAUCUUUUUAUGGAGGAUUGUGAUCAUUACCCAGUGAAAGUAUUGAAAGAGAUACUUGAUGAUCAUAAUCAUGGUGAUGAUGAUGAUCAUGUUAUGGAAAAACAAGGUUCUAAGGAUAUGAUGAAGCCAACUUCUAUUGCUAAAAAUGGCCUCUCUAAGGCCAAGAAACUAUUGAAAGAAGAUUUGCAUCCACUUAGAAAGUUCAGCCAGCUGAUGAAAAAAAUGAAGAAAAAGAAGAUUCAUCCAGACCAGGAGAGGAAGAUGCAAAAUAGGGACAUGCAGAUGCAGACAAACUACGGUCUAAAGAACCCUACCAUUACCAAUGACCAAAAUGCAGUCAACAAUGAGUUAGCUUCUUUGCUUCUCAUUCAAGAUGUUAUGGCUUGAGCAGCAGAAAAGAUGAUAGAAGGCCGGUUUACCGCUAUGUACUAUUGCAUGUAAGUGUAAACAUGUAUCAUAAACAACGUAUAUUACUAAUUAGGCAAAUGUAUGUUAUUUAUUACAGUUGUUUUUCUAUGGAAGUAAUGUACUUUCUCUGUUUCUUUUGAUUUUGCUACACAAUAUAUAAAAGCACUUACUUUAAUUUUCGCAAUAUUGCAAAAUCAAAAGAAUAGAGUAGUAACUUUUAUUGUAGUUUUCCUUACAUUAAGAAACGGUAUGUGAUCUGUGGAUGUUUAUUUUAAUAAGAGUUUUGC
Messenger RNA from Amaranthus tricolor (Joseph's coat), 1189 nucleotides. RefSeq names its product protein TILLER ANGLE CONTROL 1-like. NCBI's taxonomy places the organism in Eukaryota, Viridiplantae, Streptophyta, Magnoliopsida, Caryophyllales, Amaranthaceae. The coding region runs from base 81 to 881 and encodes 266 amino acids. The transcript has 5 exons. The record is from RefSeq and is a predicted model, not a curated record. Gene Ontology annotation, biological process: morphogenesis of a branching structure.